GGACGCGCGCGCCUCCGACUUCGGGCCGCGAGAGGAGGGCUCAGGACCCCGGACUCCGGCUCGGCGCUGCCCAUCCAGACCUGAUCUUGGCCGCGAGCGGCACGAGAUGAGCAGCAGUGACUCCUCCCUCCUGGCUGGGAUCAUUUACUAUAGCCAGGAAAAGUACUUCCGCCACGUGCAGCAGGCUGCAGCUGUGGGGCUGGAGAAAUUCAGCAAUGACCCCGUGCUGCAGUUCUUUAAGGCCUAUGGACUCCUCAGGGAAGAGCGUGUCCAGGAUGCCAUCAGUGAGCUGGAGAACAUCCGUGGUCACCCGGACCUGUCCCUGUGCUCCAUCAUGGCCCUGCUUUAUGCUCACAGACACUGUGAAACCAUUGAUAGAGAAGCGAUUCAGGAGCUGGAGAGCAGCCUAAAGGAAGUCCGCAAGCUGGCCAGUGAGACUGCCCUCUACUAUGCCAGCCUCUUCCUCUGGCUCAUCGGCCGCUACGACAAGGCCAAGGAGUAUGUUGACCACAUGCUGAAGGUCUCCAGCAGCUCCAGAGAGGGCUAUGUGCUCAAAGGCUGGGUGGACCUCACCUCAGAGAAGCCCCACCUUGUGAAGAAAUCCAUCAAGUACCUGGAGCAAGGCAUUCAGAGCAACAAGGAUGCGCUGGGGCUGAUGGGAAAGGCGACCUACCUCAUGAUGCAGCAGAACUACUCGGGGGCCCUGGAUGCAGUGAACCAGAUCUCCACAGCCUCAGGGAGCUUCCUGCCAGCCUUGGUCCUGAAGAUGCGGCUGUUCCUGGCUCAGCAGGACUGGGAGCAGAUGAUAGAAACGGCGUACAGAAUCCUUGAAAAAGAUGACAGCAAUAUUGAUGCCUGCCAAAUGCUAGUGGUCCACGAGCUUGUGAGAGAAGGAAACAUGACCACAGCAACUGAUCAUGUUAGAAAUCUAAUUAAGGCAUUAGAGAUGAGAGAGCCCCAAAAUCCAAACCUCCAACUUAAGAAAGUUCUUGUGGUCAGCAGACUGUGUGGAAGGCACCGGGCAAUUCUACGGCUAGUGAGCAGCUUCGUGGAGCGCAUCUUCCUGGCUAUGCCCUCCUGUGCUCAGGUGGCCACGGAGCUGGGCUACCUCUACAUCCUGCAGAACCAAGAGAAGGAGGCAGCUCUGUGGUACUUGGAGGCCACGAAGCUGGGAGAGAACAGUAUGGCUGCACUGACAGGGACCAUCUGGUGCCACAUCUUGAGAGAUGAGCUGGAGGAGGCCGAGCACCAGCUGGAGUUCCUGAAGGAGGUGCAACAGUCCCUGGGGAGGUCUGAGGUGCUGGUUUUCCUCCAAGCCCUUCUGGCAUCUAAGAAGCACAAGGGAGAACAGGAGGUCACAGCGCUCCUGAGGGAGGCGGCAGAGCUUCACUUCUCAAGCAUUCAGGGCCUGCCCCUGGGCCCCGAGUACCUGGAAAAGCUGGACCCCCCCUUCCUGGUCUGCAUUGCCAAGGAGUAUUUGCAGUUCUGCCCCAAGCAGCCCCGGGCGCCAGGCCAGCUCGUGUCUCCGCUCCUUAAACAGGCUGCAGUGAUCUUGAGUCCGGUGGUGAAGGCAGCCCCUGCCUUGAUGGAACCCCUGUACGUAAUGGGUCAGGUCAAGUAUCUCUCAGGCGAGCUGGAGAAUGCGCAGAGCACUGUGCAGCGCUGCCUGGAGCUGGACCCCACCUCCACGGAUGCCCACCUGCUCAUGGCACAGAUCUACCUGGCACAGGGCAACUUUGCCAUGUGCUCCCACUGCUUAGAGCUGGGCGUCAGCCACAACUUCCAGGUCAGAGACCACCCACUGUACCACUUGAUCAAGGCCAGGGCCCUCAACAAGUCCGGGGACUAUCAGGAGGCCAUAAAAACACUGAAAAUGAUCAUGAAACUGCCCACCCUCAAGGCAGAAGAAAGCAGGAAGACCCGCAGUCCCUCCAUGCAGCCCAGCGAGCGGGUGUCCAUCCUCCUGGAGCUGGUAGAUGCCCUCCGGCUGAACGGGGAGCUGCAUGAGGCCACCAAGGUCAUGCAGGACGCCAUCAACGAGUUCAGUGGCACAGCAGAGGAGAUCUGCAUCACCAUUGCCAACGUAGACCUGGCCCUGAGCAAGGGCAACGUGGACCUGGCCCUGAGUAUGCUGAGGGACAUCACACCCAAGCAGCCCUGCUACACUGAAGCCAAGGAGAAGAUGGCCAGCAUCUACCUGCAGAGUCGCAAAGACACCUACCUCUACAUUGGAUGCUACCGUGAGCUCUGUGAGCAUCUGCCGGGUCCCCACACCAGCCUGCUCUUGGGUGAUGCUUUCAUGAACAUUCAGGAGCCCGAGAAGGCCCUGGAGGUCUACGAUGAGGCCUAUAAGAAGAAUCCACACGACGCCUCCCUGGUCAGCAGAAUUGGGCAAGCAUAUGUGAAGACACACCAGUACUCCAAGGCAAUUAAUUAUUAUGAGGCUGCUCAGAAGAUUAGCGGGCAGGACUUUCUGUGCUGCGAUCUAGCUGAACUGCUCCUGAAGUUAAAGAAGUUCAACAAAGCAGAAAAGGUUUUGAAGCAGGCGCUGGAACGUGACUUUGUUAAAGACAUCCCAUCCAUGAUGAAUGAUGUUAAGUGCUUGCUUUUGCUGGCAAAGGUUUACAAGAGCUAUAAAAAAGAAGAGGUGUUGGAGACUUUGAACAAGGCCUUGAACCUCCAGUCUCGGAUACUGAAGCGGGUUCCACUGGAGCAACCAGAAAUGCUCCCCUCCCAGAAGCAACUGGCAGCCUCCAUCUGCAUGUUGUUCGGGGAGUUCUACUUGGCAGAGAAGAACUAUGCCAGGGCAGUGCAAUCUUACAAGGACGCCCUCUCCUACUCGCCUACUGACAAUAAGGUGGUGCUGGAGCUGGCACACCUCUCCCUGCUCCAGGGACACCUGGACUUGUGUGAGCAGCACCUUGCUGUCCUCCUGCAAACAGAUCAGACCCACGAGACUGCCUCCGUGAUGAUGGCUGACUUGAUGUUUAGAAAACAGAACUACGAAUCGGCCAUCAAUCUCUACCACCAAGUUCUAGAGAAAGCACCAGACAAUUUUUUGGUAUUGGAUAAAUUAAUUGAUCUGCUACGAAGAAGUGGCAAACUUGAUGAGGCUCCUACCUUCUUUCAAUUGGCCAAGAAGAUGUCCAGCCGGGUACCUAUGGAGCCAGGCUUCAACUACUGCAGAGGCAUCUACUGCUGGCACGUAGGACAGCCCAACCAAGCCUUGAAGUUCCUAAACAAAGCCCGCAAGGACAUCACUUGGGGUCAGAAGGCCAACUACUACAUGGUGCACAUCUGUCUGAAUCCAGACAAUGAGAUCAUGGGUGGAGAGGCGUUUGAGAACCAGCUGACUAAGAGCAAGAAGGAAUCUGAGCAGCAGGGCAUACGCACUGCGGAGAAGCUGCUGCGUGACUUCUACCCGCUCUCGGCCUUUGGGCAGACCCAGCUGCGGCUGCUGCAGAGCCUCUGCCUGCUGGCCACCAGGGAGAAGGCCAACGUGGAGGCUGCACUAGGAGCCUUCCUCGAGAUUGCACAGGCUGAGAAGGACAGCGUCCCCGCCUUGCUGGGCAUGGCACAGGCCUGCGUGCUGCUGAAGCAGAUCCCCAAGGCGCGCACACAGCUGAAGCGCCUGGCCAAGGCCCCAUGGACACUGGCCGAGGCUGAGGACCUGGAGAAGAGCUGGCUCCUGCUGGCCGACAUCUACAGCUCAGGCGGCAAGUUCGACCUCGCCUCAGAGCUCCUGCGCCGCUGCAUCCAGUACAACAAGUCCUGCUACAAGGCCUAUGAGUACAUGGGCUUCAUCAUGGAGAAGGAGCAGUCCUACAAGGACGCAGCCACCAACUACGAGCUGGCCUGGAAGUACAGCCAUCAGGCCAACCCCGCCAUCGGUUUCAAACUUGCUUUCAACUACUUGAAGGACAAGAAAUUUGUGGAAGCCAUAGAAGUCUGCCACAAAGUCCUCAGGGAGCACCCCAGCUACCCCAAGAUCAGAGAAGAAAUUUUGGAAAAAGCUCGAAGGUCCUUGAGGCCCUAGCUAUCGCCAGAAGGGACUGUGGCUGGUGGAAACCAUUGACCUACAGCAGUCUCAUGGAGGGGCAGGAAGUGGGUUAGUGAAGGAAUUUAGUAAAUGACAUAUUCUUCCAUGUUUCUACA
Chinchilla lanigera (long-tailed chinchilla) is the source of this 4155-nucleotide messenger RNA. It is a transcript of the gene Ttc21a, whose product is annotated as tetratricopeptide repeat domain 21A. Gene Ontology annotation, molecular function: protein binding. NCBI's taxonomy places the organism in Eukaryota, Metazoa, Chordata, Mammalia, Rodentia, Chinchillidae. Gene Ontology annotation, biological process: intraciliary retrograde transport; protein localization to cilium. The record is from RefSeq and is a predicted model, not a curated record. The transcript has 29 exons. Gene Ontology annotation, cellular component: intraciliary transport particle A. The coding region runs from base 107 to 4036 and encodes 1309 amino acids.